UAGUGUACCUACUGUCAAAUCUAUGGUUUUGCGUCAUGUAGCAUUGUUAAAAUGAAAAUAAAAAUAAAAAAUUGCAUAAAUUCUCCAACAGUAAAAAAAAAUAAGAGUGAAUCAAUUUAGUAUUAUCAAUUGAGUUAUAAAUUUAAUAGAAAUAUUUCUUGGCUUUCUUUUUAUUACCACUGAUUUGCUACGUUUCCGUAUGUGAUGAUUGUGAUGUGUUAUUUUUGCAUCCAAAUAUAAAUACAUCUAUUUGCGUAUUUAUUCAUAUGUCCCAUCAUUAUCAUUCGUCUAAAGUAGAUAUGUUAAUAGAAAAUCCAGUAAUAUGCCUAACCGACCGUCCUAACUUUUCCAGUUUCUGUUUGCAAAGCAAUAUGAAAAAUGGCCCUGUAUCUAUUCGUAAGGAGGUCAGCACCAGUGAAAAACAUAGCACACUUUAGUUUAUUCAAGAACAAAAAAUUAGAUUACAAGAAAUGUUACCAGCUGCUGGAAAUCGAUGAGAAUAGCGACCAAGAACAAAUUAGGGCAGCCUAUUUAAAGUUAGUUAAAAGGUACCAUCCCGACAGUGGAACUGAAGAAGCAAAUACGGACAAGUUUCACGAAGUAGACAAGGCAUUUCGUCUAUUAAUCCGCAAGAAAUCUAAAGAACGAUGGGACAUAGAAGAAGCUGUGAUUAUAGAAGAACCUGACAUUAAACACACGGCGCCUCAACACAGACAGUACCUCAGCUACGAUGGAAUUGGGUCCGGAAAUCCCUUUCAAAGACAGAAACAGUAUGCCAAAGUGCGGGCCAUGAAGGCGGCAGAAAACGUUUACGAACAUCGUGUAUCGAAAGCGCAAGCAGACGAUUCAUCUUUACUAGAUAAAAGUAGAAUUUACGAAACCUGGGAAAAAGUACCGCUGAAACACAAAAUAAAAACAAAACACGGAUUCGACAGGUUGGUGGAGGAUUUGAUACAAGAAUCGAUGUCGAAAGGGGAAUUCAACAAUUUAAAAGGCUCGGGAAAACCGCUGCCAUCAUAUCAAAACAGAAACCCGUACGUGGAUUUCGUAACUCACAAAAUCAACGAGGUUUUAAUCGACAACGGCUUCCAACCGGAAUGGAUAACCUUGCAGAAAGAGAUAAGAGAGGAGGCCAAUCGUCUGCGUGGCGAUUUACUGACGGAGAGGAAGUACUUCGGGCCGUAUCCCUUGAGCGUUGAAGAAAACAUCGAAUGGAGCGACAAAGUUUACGGGUACAAAGACGUCGUGGAUAAACUUAACAAGAAAAUUGAAAAAUAUAACCUGGUCGUUCCGGUUCUGAAUAAGCAAAUGUUACAGAUUAGCCUCGAAAACGAAGCUCAGAGGGUCAUGAUCAAUGGAGAAAGCAUAGAGGAUAUGAGGUUUGAUACUCCCUUAAAGAGGGAGAGAAAACGUGAAAUAGAAAACUCGGAUAAUGAAGGCGCAAACUUGUUCGGUUUUAUCGAAUAUUUUUUUAAAGGCAAAUAAGUCGCAGAAAUGUGUAGAUAUAACCAAGUAGUUAUGUAAAUAUGUUUAAAUAUAAGUUAUAAAUAU
Anoplophora glabripennis (Asian longhorned beetle) is the source of this 1551-nucleotide messenger RNA. RefSeq names its product dnaJ homolog subfamily C member 28. The transcript has 6 exons. The record is from RefSeq and is a predicted model, not a curated record. Lineage: Eukaryota; Metazoa; Arthropoda; Insecta; Coleoptera; Cerambycidae. The coding region runs from base 379 to 1485 and encodes 368 amino acids.